AUGAAAGGACCAUUUAUUGAGAACAUUAAGAGAGUAGUACAAUGCGGACAGAGAUACUAUCAGAUACCUGAACACCCCGACAGGCUAUUCCCAUCAGUUACAUCAAUAUUGCAGAUAAUCAACAAACCAGCUAUUGGUGCAUGGGAGCGUAAUCUCAUCAUUCAAUCAAUCAAAGACACAUACAUCAAGACACGUCCACCUAAUGGCUUCGAAUCUGUCGAGGCAGAGAAAGAGUGGCUUGAUAACAUGCUCACUCAAGCAAAGAGCAAGCCCACCUCAGUCAAGACAGAGGCUGCAUCAUUCGGCACAAAGGCUCACACAAUGAUCGACAAUGCAAUCUUUGGCGAUGACUUUGAAGUGUCGGAUGAUGUCGCACACAUCAAGCAAGCAUUUGAACAAUGGAAGCGAGACUCUGGUAUCACUAUGGAGAGACGAGACACUGUCGUUUGGUCCAAAAAGUAUGGCUAUGCAGGUGCAAUCGAUGCUGUCGGUCGCAAGAAGGACGGUAGUCUGGUGGCCCUGGAUUGGAAAACAAGCAGCUUCAUUGGCAAUGAGUAUGCACUUCAAGUGUCUGCGUAUGCAAAGGCACUGGAGGAAAUCACUGGAGAGAGAGUGGCAGAGGCUUGGGUCGUUCGAUUUCACAAGACAUUGCCAUUUGCACAGCAUCAUACCAACUAA
Acytostelium subglobosum LB1 is the source of this 678-nucleotide messenger RNA. RefSeq lists its product as hypothetical. The record is from RefSeq and is a predicted model, not a curated record. Lineage: Eukaryota; Evosea; Eumycetozoa; Acytosteliales; Acytosteliaceae. The coding region runs from base 1 to 678 and encodes 225 amino acids. The transcript is spliced from 2 exons.